AUGCCUCGGCCAAAGAGGGCGCGUCCUGGCGCUGUCGCCACAGCUAAGAAAGCAACCCAACCAGAUAUUAAUCCUGCGCCUCGAGGACGAUCGCGCACGACCAGAUCCAUGGCGUCGCGAACAAGCGCAGAUGUUGAUUCUAUCCUGGAUGCAGCCAACCGCACUCGCGAUACCGCCCUGGAUCGUCUCGCAAACGAGGACAUCACCACGACCGGAGACGAUGAUACCGCGGGCUCGGUGGAGCUCGGACGAAGGAGCUCAGCAGCAACACCAGCCCACCGAAGAGAUUUGACUGGCCUCGAUCUAGCAGAUGACGUGUUCGGGGACCUGGAGGACAGUUUCGAGGACGAGGGCUCAGUGCGAGGGCGCUCCACCGAGGUUUCGUCUUUCACUCUUAGCCACAUCAAGCCGAGAUCCAGGUCGCGUCAAUCCAGCAUUGUCGGGCGCAACGACCCUCCCAUUCGCCCUAGCAGUCGAGGAGGUACUACGCCGCUUGUGAACUCAACCUUCAACAUUAGCGCAUUCAGAAGGCGCGCGCGCGAGCCUAGUAUUUUGGGCACUGGCCGAAAGCCACGGCCAGAUGUCACGUCCACGACUUUCACCACGCAAGGCGACAAUAGGUCCGACACUGAGGAGGAAGAAGACGAAUUCGCCCCCGAGGCCGAAUCUACGCCUCUGAACAACAGACGGCGAACUCAACCUACUCCUCAAGAACCCGAAUCCGAGCAAGAACAAGAGCUGGAUCCAGAGCCAGUUGCGACAAGGAGCUCCAAAAAGAGGAAGAGUGAUGGCCCAGCAGAAACCGCGCGCCCAGAGAAGGUAUCGCGUACGGAUGAUCCUGAACCAGAGGAAGAUGUCGAUAGCGACUCGUCUUCUCUCUCAUCACUUCCAUCUUUCGACCAACCUCUACCUGAGCUGGGGCGGCCAGUCACCCCGGUCAACCAAAUGGAUUAUGCUGCACCACCUGCUAGCAGUGGCUCUGAAGACGAGGACUUCGAGUGGCCGGAUAUUCACGGCCUCGCCAAGAGGCGCCGGAGGCCGUCGGCAGCAGAUCCCCUUGACCACGAUAGCAUGUCCAACGUUUCCUCCCCUCCCUCCCUCACACACUCACCAAACUUCGAGACUAAGGCAGCUAAGACUCGGGGUCGGCCUAGACGCCAAUCCUCCCCUAAGCUCACGACAGCGGACCUGGCGAACUUGCUACCUAGGAGGAGGCAUCAAAGAGCCCACAGCCCUGUUGAUCUGGCGAGCGAUGACGAGAUUGACACAGCCGGAAUUGGACAUGAUGAGGAUGAGCUAUCAUACGUUGAUGCCCCACGGAGGAGAAAGGUGACGAGGUCCGCCACUCGUGGUCGCUCUACUCGCCAAACCACCCGGGGAGGACCUUCAACUUCUAAGCAACCAGAGAAGAACACCAACAAGUCUCGUCCCAGUCUCACUUACUCGCGAAGAUCAUCAGAUAAGGAAAACGAGAGUGAGGGUGACGACACUGAAGGAGAUGAGCGGAGCCGGUUUCAGCCCCUCCCUGACGAUACCUUCGAAGCUGACACCACACAUACACCGGAAGAAAACAAAACGGAAGAGCUAAAACAAGCAGCGGCUAAAUUCAAGGAGGUGGACCGCUGGGAACUGGAAUAUGAGGAAGCUACGCAGUCAUCUUCACCUGCUGGAGCUCGAUAA
Clonostachys solani is the source of this 1680-nucleotide messenger RNA. NCBI's taxonomy places the organism in Eukaryota, Fungi, Ascomycota, Sordariomycetes, Hypocreales, Bionectriaceae. The record is from the annotation of a GenBank genome assembly.